Messenger RNA from Talpa occidentalis (Iberian mole), 3678 nucleotides. RefSeq names its product tubulin epsilon and delta complex 1 (gene TEDC1). The transcript has 8 exons. Bases 1 to 1974 code for a protein of 657 amino acids. NCBI's taxonomy places the organism in Eukaryota, Metazoa, Chordata, Mammalia, Eulipotyphla, Talpidae. The record is from RefSeq and is a predicted model, not a curated record.
AUGGGGCGGCGGCGGCGCCGGGCGGACCGGGCAGAGGGCGCCGCGGGCCUGCCCGAGGCCAUCGCCGCUCUGAGUCGGACGCUGCCCGAUGGGCCCAGCCCCGAGACCUUCCGCCGCGCCAAGUUCGACCGUCCGGAGGCGGCGCCCGCGCUCUGGCGGCUGCUAUUGCGCCUGCUCAGCCCGCCGCCCGCCGCCGGCGCCGCUGCGGCCCCGGAGGCCGAAGCCCGCCUGGUGAAGGCCGCGCUGCGCCGCCAGGGCUACCCGCGGCGGGCGCUCGCGCGGCUCCCCGAGGACGGCUCCCAGGGCAGCCGGGAGCUGCUGCUGGCCGUGGCCUGGCUCCUGGCCCGCGGGCCCCUGCUCCAGCGGCUGCUGACCCGCACCCGCGUGCGGCUGGGCGACGAGGUGCCGCUGUGCCAGUGUGAGGCCCUGGCCAGCCCCGGCUCUCCCGCACCCCACGCGGACGCAGACGGCCCCGUGGACGCCCGCCGCCUGCAGUGGCUGACGGGGAAGCUGCGGCUCCGGCGGCGCGCCCUGGCGGCCAGCCAGCGGGAGCAGUGCGCCCUCCUGAGCAAGAUCCACUCAUAUACCCGAGGUUGCCAUAGCGACCAGAGCCUUGGCCACCUGUCAGUUGCUGAAACGGAGCUGCUCAGGGACCCGGAGGGCGGCCGGCAGCUGCUUCGGAGGCUGGAGAGUGAGAACGCGCGUCUGGAGGCCUUUCUGCAGUGGCGACGCCGCGAGCUGGUCUUCUGGCAGUGGAUGGACUCGGUGCUGGGCGCGAGCGCCCCGGAGGCCUCAGAGCCCACACUUCUGCCUGAGAUUCCCCAGCGUGGGGCUGGCCAGCUGGACCUGCUGUGCGGGGAGCUGCAGGCGCUGCAGGCGGAGCUGCAGGGCGUGGCGCUGCCCCGGCGGGCAGCCUGGGAGGCCGGGGUGAGGACGGGGUGCGAGGGCCCUCUGUGCGGUUUGCGCUCUGGCGAGCGAGGGUGUGUGGGGAGGCCCCCCGGCUUCUUGAGGGACCCCCUUGGAGGUGCCGCUGUUCUCCUGGGGACUCUGCUGGCCCCAGCCCCUUCCCUGCCCUGUGACCUGUGGGGCCUUGCGGGGCCUGCUGCGGCGCUGUCUCUGCUCCCGAGGCGUUUCCGAGUCCGCUGCUGGCGUGGGCCCCCCAGCGAGUCCCAGGGGCCGCGGAGGGCAGGGGUCCCCGGCCUGCUGCCCCGUCGUGGGGGACGGGAACCCCUCAGGAGGAAUGAGGCUGGCUUGUCCUGCAGGGUCUCCCAGGUCUUGCGGGGGCCUCGGAGCUGGUCCCUGGGGCUCGGGAGGUUCCUAGGCCAGCGAGUGCAAACCGCCCCCCCCGCAGCUGGUCUGCACUCCGGGCUCUGGCUCCCAGGGACUGGCCCACUGGGGGCAGCCUGGCCUCCCUCGCACCUCCCCCCCAGGCCUGCAGCCGCGGGUCCUAAGGGAGGGAGCCUGCAGGCUGCCGUCCUGUCCCUGCCACCCUCGCCUGGCUCAGGCUCAGGCCCUGGUGAAGGGGGUGUGGGGUUAGGGCGCCCCCUCUCUCUGGGCGGUCGAGGGGUCCCCGGAGCACUCACAGCCCUCUCCCCGCAGGCUGCAGCCAGGGCCCCGGAGCGGAGAGCCUCGCGGCGGGUCGUGCGGGAGGCCGUGGCUCAGGAGCUGGAGGCCCUGCGGCGGGCCUGGGGGCAAGGCGGGGCUCCGGGCCUGCCCCAUGGGCCCUGCAGGCUGGUGAGGAGCUCGACCACGGCGCCCGGGGGCCUACGGGCAGCCCAGGUGAUCGGGGUGCUGAGGAGCAGGGUGGCCUGCCUGGAGGCGGAGCUGCGGCAGCUGCGGGGAUGCUGUGUGCAGGAGCUGGCCGGGCUGGCGGGGGCGCUGCCUGGUCUCCUCUGGAUCCCGCCACCUGGCCGCCGAGGGCCCCGUCACGGGCCUGGGGGCUCAUCUGGGGGAGCCACCCCGAGUACACAGUGAUGGGCCGGUGGUGGUGUCCCUGCGGGAGCCCGUCUCCAAGGCCGGGCCGCCCAGCUGCUGGGGAACUACGGGCCUGUCCUGUGCGCUGCCCGCCUCCCCCCGGGGCAGUGUGCGUGGGCACCAGAGGGAGCGGGGUGUCUGCUGCUUCCUGGGGCGAUGCUUUGGGGAUGGGGGCAUGUGGACAGAGGGGCCACUGUUCCUAGGCGGCUGGGGCAACAAAGAGCCGUCUGUGUGGGGACCUGCCCGGCCUGCCGCACGGCCACGCUCUGCCGGGGCUGGCCCAGGCAGCCUCAGCCCUGCCUAGCGCCAGCCUUCCCCAGGGAUCGGACCCUGGCCUGCUGGGCACCUGUCCAGCCUCAGCACCUGGAGGGCCAGCCUACCGGGACCUUCUCUUGGGCCAAGCCACCCAGGGGCCUGCGGCACGACCCCUCACAAGGGCAGCAGCUGCCGGCCCAGGUGCCUUCGCCCCAGUGGACACCCACCGCCUCUGUGGUCCCUGCAGGGACACGCCCCUGACCACUCCUCCAGCGUCCCCGGCCGGUCUGUCUCUGCGGCAGCGCUCCGUCAAGCCCUGGUGCCCUCCUGGGGCACACAGCAGCUCCUCCUGGCCCUGCUGGGUGCUGCCGCCCUUCUUUUCCUGCACAUGGUGCUCUGCCCGCUCCGAGGGCCCUCGGGAGCCUGAUUUCCGGAGAGCCAAGUGCCAGCUCUGUGUCACGGUUCACCUGGCCUGUAGCCGCAGUACGACUCUGGCAGAACCCUGAGUGUGUCGUGUGUCUGAGGGGCCCCGGCCUCUCCCUUCCCCGACGCAUGGAGGUGCCGGGAGGCCCAGGGCCCAGCCCCCUGGGCAGGCCGCCCCCUCCACCUGCCUGCCCACCCUGUCCACCUGCCUGCCCACCCCCUCCACCUGCCUGCCCAUCCCCGCCUCGAGCCUGUCCGCCCUGCGGCCAGCACCUCAGUCCAGGCCCGCUGUGUAGGGACAGAUGGGCUCAGGGCCCUGGCCACGCGCUCAGUCUCAGGGCAGCCGGAGUGCGGCCAGCCCGCCUCGGCCUACUGGGGAUGAGGAUAGUGCAGGGCCCCGCCGUGGAGGGGCAGAGAAUGCCCGCUGGAACGGAGGCCGGACCACCAGGGAGGGGCCUCCCGAGACCAUCAGGUUUCCUCAGAACCAGAAACCGCCGGCUGGCAACACGCCAGACAGGAGCCGAGCAGGGGAGGCGAGCAGGGGUGCAGCAUCAGGGAUUCCUGGCAUUAAGAAUUGGUGGCGAGGGGCCUCCCGGUGGCCUGGGGGUCAGUCUCAGGUGGUCACUGCAGCAGCGUGAGUGUGACCCCCGGCCUGGGAGUGACCCACAGGCGCAGCAGACCCUCCCGUCUCCCCGCUGCUCUUCAGCAGUGGGUUUCAGUGGAUCCACCUGUUCUGCUCCCUGCUCUGUCUCUGGGGAGUCGUCUCACCCCGCACUUCUGGCCUGCACCCCAGUUCGUCUAUGCAAAAAUUAAAAAAAAAAAUUCUUAAAAAAACCACCAAGAGCCUGCGGGAGAGAACAGGGCAGUCUCCCGGGGGACGGGGCUGAGCGAGCGCGGCGCUGGGGUGGCACAAAGCCCUGGGCCGGGGCCUGGCCACCUCCCGGGCCAUGAGUCAGAAGCCUCUGAGAAUCUUGAAACGGCAGCACCUUGCGGGUUGCGAUCCCGUGGGGGGAAGGGGAACCCGCG